UCAAAGGCGACAAAUUCCAUACAACUUGUUGUAAAACCAAAGAAAACUAUUUAUUUGCUUUAAAAAAUAGUGUUGUAACAUUUAGUGGUGUCUAAUAAGAAGUGUUAACUGUUUCUUAUUGGGAAAAACAAACCGUUCUAGUUCGGUCCUGGCAAAAUACAAUCAGCUGUUUGUAAUGACAGUUCCUCUGACAAAUACAAAAUGGUUGAAAACUAAAGUUGGCAAACAAAGAAAAGGCAGCGUAAUAGCGAAUUUUAGCGUUAAAAACGUUUUUUUAAAGUGAAAGUUAGUUAGUUUAUAUUGUGUUUAGUGUUUUGUGCACGAUGUUGGAUUUGGAAAUCGUCCCUGAACGCUCUCUGGGCUGUGAUGCCUGGGAAUUCGUUCUAGGGAUGCAUUUCUCCCAGUCAGUGGCCAUCAUUCAGAGUCAAGUGGGCACAAUAAGAGGAGUACAAGUACUUUAUAGUGACCAGAAUCCGUUGUCAGUAGACCUAGUAAUAAAUAUGCCUCAAGACGGCAUCCGGUUAAUAUUCGACCCGGUUGCCCAGCGACUUAAAGUUAUAGAAAUCUACAAUAUGAAAUUAGUUAAGCUUAGGUAUAGUGGUAUGUGCUUCAACUCGCCCGAGAUCUCCCCCUCCAUCGAGCAGGUGGAACACUGCUUCGGAGCCACCCACCCCGGCCUCUACGACUCCCAGCGACAUCUCUUCGCGCUCAACUUCAGAGGACUCUCCUUCUACUUCCCCGUCGAUAGCAAAUUUGAGGAUAUGUUUUUGUUCCAGCCGGGCUAUGCCCACGGGCUAGGCUCGCUACAGUUCCCUAAUGGUGGCUCGCCGGUCGUGUCGCGAACUACUAUCUACUAUGGAUCUCAACAUCAGCAAGCUAGCAGCAGCAGCCCGGGCGGGGUGUGCGGCGCGCCCCUGCCGGAGCUGCCCCUGUCGUGCUACCGCCACCAGCUGCACCUGCGGCGCUGCGACGUGCUGCGCAGCGCCACCGCCACGCAGGGGCUGCGUCUGCAUAUGUUCACUGAAGGCCCGGGGCGCUCGCUGUCGGAGGGCGGGGCGGGGCGGUCUGUGUGCCGCGUGGUCCGGUUCGGCAGCUCGGCGCAGCGCGUGUGCGCGGCGCUGGGCGCGCCGGCGCGGACCUACUACAAGGCCGACGACAAGAUGCGCAUACACCGCCCCACCGCGCGCAGGCGCCCGCCGCCCGCCUCCGACUACUUCUUCAACUACUUCACUUUAGGAUUGGACAUACUAUUCGACGCGCGCACGCACCAGGUGAAGAAGUUCGUGCUGCACACGAACUACCCGGGGCACUACAACUUCAACAUGUACCACCGCUGCGAGUUCGAACUCACCGUGCAGCCCGACAAAUGCGAUUCCAACUCGCUAGUGGAGAGCCGCGGCGCGGUGUGCAUCACGGCGUACAGUAAGUGGGAGGUGGUGUCGCGCGCGCUGCGCGUGGCCGAGCGGCCCGUCGUGCUCAACCGCGCCUCCUCCACCAACACCACCAACCCCUUCGGAUCCACCUUCUGCUACGGAUACCAGGAUAUUAUUUUUGAGGUGAUGUCAAACAACUACAUAGCGUCGAUCACGCUGUACCAGCCCGAGGGCACGCGGCCGCGUUAUGCCGUCAACUCCAUCGCGUGACAUUGCCAGGGAUCUCCAAGCAAAGGUAAAAAAUACACGUCCUGAACGAUUUCGGUUGUCAGUCACCACAUUAUACCUACACCCGCGUGGUUCCCCAUACAAACUUGAAAAUGUUCAACUUUCAACAUUAAACAAAUAAUGACAAAACUUCAGCCGAAGUGACUACAUAUCUUUACCACGAAGCACCUAAGAGGAAGCAGUAUUUUUAAAAAUGUGAUAAAAAAACUGUGAAAAAAUAUUAAAAAAACUCGAAAAAAGUGAGUGACAGAUCUCAGACGGUGUGUUAAGUCUUAUUUAAUUCCUUAGAUGGACUACAUAGUUAAUGUUUUAUGUUUAAGCUUAAUUAAGUUCGUAUUUCAAUGAACAUUGAUUCUUAAAUAAUAGUCAAAUGUGUUCUUUGUAAGCUAUUGUCGCGACACAAGAAUAUAUUGCCGCAGACAAUCUAUUCUUGUGCCGCGUUCUCGGGAUAAAAAUAAUAAUUAGACAAAAAAAAAUCAUGAAAAAAACUAGAAAUAGACUGUGCUGUAAAUAUUUUUGAGAAUUUGAUGAGAAAAUAAUAAUAAAUAAAUAAAUAAUGAUGAAAAUUGAUGUAUUUUUUCUAAAAAGAAAUGAUUUUUCGAUUGUGACGUUUGGUAGGGCGUGUGUGCAAAAAAAAAAUGUGCAAGAGAAUUUUGUCAGCACUCUGUAGAUAGGUUACGUUGAGUUUUAAGAACUUGAGUUGUAAACCAACAUCAUGUAUAAUUUAUUUUAACCGACAUUUUAUUUCGUACAUAUCUUUAAUUUAGUAAAAGAAAAAAAAAUAUUUAUGUAAUGAAAUUAUUGAAAGAUUUUUGUUAUAAAUUAUUUUUAUUGUUUUUUUUUUGAGAAUAGAAAUUGCACGACGUGCGUGUUUUUAAAAUUAUGUAUGAUUAUGAGACAGUGGCUUUUGAGACGUGCUUGGGGAGAAAUUAAAUAUUUUCUAUAAGUAUUGAUUGUGUGUGUGUAAGCAAAAUGGAACACUUGAAAUAAAAAAUAUAGUCACAAAAUAGCCUUCGAUAAAACGGCUUUUUAAAUUUAAGGUGUGGUCUAUUUAAGCAUGUUUCUUCUGACGGCUCUCAAAUACUGAUUUUAUGAAGUACAAAAUUUUAUUUAAUAAAAAUUAUUUUAUCGGUGUAUUUUAGUCGUGUUUUUUUUUGUGAAGAAAAAAAUGCAAAAAAUUAUGUGUCGUCUAAUUUUUUGACUCGACAAAACAUGUUUGAAAUAUAAUGUGUUGUCGUACUUUGACACGGAGAUGAAAUUCAAAUGUUAAUUUUUGAUUUUUUUGAAAAUUGUAAUUUAGGUUAGGUUUUGUAAAUUAGGAUUAUGGCUCCCGUUUUUAAUGGUCGGCGUUGGACGGGCUUCAAAGUUUAGUAGUUUAUUGAGAGAUCUGCUCAACUAUUUAUUGAACGGCUUAUUUUAUGAUUGAUAUUAAAAUAUUAAAUAAAAUUCUGUCUAUUUAAAAAUAUGAAGAAGUACAAACUAUUAGAUACGUUUUUGGAAAAACUGGAGCAAAAUUUUAAAGCUUUUGGUAGGUUUUUAAUAGACUGCUAGACGUUGAAGCCCGUCAACUAUUUUACUGUAGACAUCAAGCAGCCAUUGACCACAAACUUUGGCUAUCAGAUGACGCACGCUAUUCUUACAUAGACUAUAAAACCUUUUGAUAUCAGACCUCUUUGGUAACAAAACGCUUUCGAUUUCUAGUGCCAACAACGUUACGUUCUAAAUUUAAACUCAUGUCAUUUCGGUAAUAAUGAGCUUAUAAGUAGGCGACAAAAUGGCGGGAGGCGGUUGUGAUGUUUUAACUAAACUGCUGUUACGGCAAUAUGACACUUUAGCUUCGGUAAGGUUUAAAUGUUGCUUAGAUUUCCUUUUGAACCAUUUUUAAGCAACAAAAUAAAAAUAUGUACAAUUAACCCCGCCAUUUUUGUUUGUUUCCUAGUUCUUAAUGUUGUCAAGAGAUGGCGCUGAUGAUGAAAAAAGGUGGCAACAGAAAAGUUGUAUCGUUUUGUUCUUAAAUUAAUAAUUAAUAAUAUUAGCAAUAAUGUGCCUGAAAAAUGGUUCAAAAGUAAAAUUAGUGUGUUUGUUCAUGCACAAUUUGUCACUUGUGUGAUUGUCAAGUAAUGGCUGUGGUGCCAUAUAACAAGAAAAAAAAAUUAAAAAAUUGACAUAAUACAAUAAAAAAAGUAUUACAUUUAAGGUGGCUCUAUGCUACGUUCUAGUUCUGUGUGUGCGUAUAUUUUGUCACGGACCUAUUAUAAGCUAAAUAUUAUUUUAAAAUUAAAAUUCUUGAAUCGAGGGAACCAACGUAAUUAUUUUUUAACUAUCAUUUCUAUUUUAAAAUAAAAUUUCUUACCAUAAUCUUUGAGAGCGACAAGCCCCAGUAAAAGACCACAGCUGUCAAAAUAUACGCACAGAUAAAAACACAAUUAUUUUUAUAUCGAUUAGCUUAUUUCGUCACUCGAUGACGUGUAUCGAUUCAUCGUCACUUUAUAAUGAUUAUAUAACUAUGUCAGCCUUGUUGGUUACGCAGUAAUUGCAAAUACAUAAUAUAAAUAAAUAAAUAAAAUAUUAAUUGAAAAUGGG
This is a messenger RNA of Spodoptera frugiperda (fall armyworm), 4244 nucleotides long. RefSeq names its product PHAF1 protein CG7083. Gene Ontology annotation, biological process: Golgi to plasma membrane protein transport. NCBI's taxonomy places the organism in Eukaryota, Metazoa, Arthropoda, Insecta, Lepidoptera, Noctuidae. The coding region runs from base 324 to 1643 and encodes 439 amino acids. The record is from RefSeq and is a predicted model, not a curated record. The transcript is spliced from 11 exons. Gene Ontology annotation, cellular component: trans-Golgi network.